AUGGGCUGUCCCCGCUGCAGACGGGCAGCUGGCAGGGGGCAGCUGGCCGCAUGUCGGUUUCUGGAAGACGGUCGCGUAGGAGAGGCCAAUGAAGGCUGUGGAGCAGCGCCCACCCCAGAUCGCGCUUGGGUGCCCAUGGGCCAGCAGCUUGGUUUGCCGGCGGCGGCACGCGCAACCAAGGAGGAGGUGCUGGGUAGUGGUGGUGGUGGGCGCGGUGGAGCAAUUCACUCGCGUUGGGGCCGCUGGUUGGCUGGCGCUGGCGUCGAGAGUGGUGAAGGGAAUGUCGUAGCGCAGCAGCCUUAG
Cucurbitaria berberidis CBS 394.84 is the source of this 303-nucleotide messenger RNA. RefSeq lists its product as uncharacterized. The coding region runs from base 1 to 303 and encodes 100 amino acids. Lineage: Eukaryota; Fungi; Ascomycota; Dothideomycetes; Pleosporales; Cucurbitariaceae. The record is from RefSeq and is a predicted model, not a curated record. The transcript has a single exon.